AUGGUGAAACGUAAAUAUUUGUUAUACUUAAUUCUACUGAAAUGUGUGUUUGUACACACUAAGAACAGGAGAAUAUACAGCAUCAGUCCAAGUCUAUCGCAACUAAGUUCAUUUAAAAUACCCGAAAAUACCCUUUUCAUGCACGCAAAACAUAAAAAUUCAAUAAAAAACUCAUCAAGAAGUAGGAAUAAUCUAACUUUACACGAGGACCCACCAGACGACAAUUAUCAACAAAACGAUAAUUAUACCCAUGAUAAUAAUGAUACACAUGAUGAUAAUUAUACCCAUGAUAAUAAUGAUGCGUAUAAUAAUAAUGCGGAUAGUAAUAAUGACACGUAUAAUAAUAACGAUGUGGAUGAUGAUAAGAAAGAACAAGAUAACACAUUUAUAAAUGAAACCCAAAAUCAAAGAGAUGAACCUGAAAACUACAAUAGAAGUGAUGAACCUGAAAACCAGGGCGAUUUGAAGAACACGUUUGUGGAUGACUUUAAUCAGAACGUUGAUACAAAUAUGAAAGAAGACUCACGGGAAAAUAACUCUCUUGCUAAUGAAUAUGAACCAGAAAAAGCUCAGGAACAUCCUGACGAUAAUAAGGAAAUUGUCAACGACAUUGCGAAGGAAGAGCAAAUGAAAAAUAUGAAUACUGACGCUGGCGACAUGAUUAAUUCUGCAAAACAGGCAAAGGAACACGCAGAUGAACUUCUUAACCAGUACAAAGAAGGCGAAUUCAACACGGAAACCAACAAACACACUCUUCCCAAAGAUGACGCUGGAAAUAUAAUAAUAACAAACACAACAACGACACCCAUGACUAAACAGGAGGAAAAGGCAGAUCCUUUAAAAUCAAUUCGAGAUGCUACUAUUAGUCUCUAUGAACGAGCGAGACACAAAAACUUGCCAGUUCCGGAUCCUGGCGAUUUAUCAUCUCCAGAAAAAAUAUACACAUCCCUUAAUGCGCUCGAAUAUAUUAUUGACGGCUACAGAUAUACUAAAAUUGAUGUAAAUGAUAAGACUGAGCAAUCGGAUUCAUUAAACGAAAAUAGUCAACCAGCUGAGACAAAAGAGCCAGAACAAAUGGACGAAUCUGAAGUAGAUUUAAUGGAACCAGAUCGGUUCCUACAGCUAAAAAAAUCAUCAGACGACGAUGAUGAACCAGAUUCUGAACAAAAUGAUGACAACGAGGACGAUUUUCAUACCACUGAAUAUGACAAUGAAAUGAACGAAUCUGACAAUGAAAUGAACGGAUCUGAUGAGGAAUCAUAUGAAUCUGACAAUGGAAUGAACGAGUCUGAUGAGGAAUCAUAUGAAUCUGAAUCAGAGAAGUCUAAAGGAGGUACAAUAUCAGCGCAUGAAGCGAUGGAAGAUUUAAGGGCUGUGUUAAAUCAACUAUCUUCGGUGCUGGAAAAGGUGGUUCAGGAUAACAUAGGAGUACGACACGUUAUCACUAAACAAAUUAUCACAUCUCAAUAUUAAAUUUACACUCAG
Molecule: messenger RNA, 1485 nt
Organism: Theileria parva strain Muguga
Lineage: Eukaryota; Apicomplexa; Aconoidasida; Piroplasmida; Theileriidae
Exons: 6
Coding region: 1-1473 (490 amino acids)
Source: RefSeq, a predicted model, not a curated record